Messenger RNA from Ogataea parapolymorpha DL-1, 1446 nucleotides. RefSeq lists its product as uncharacterized. Lineage: Eukaryota; Fungi; Ascomycota; Pichiomycetes; Pichiales; Pichiaceae. The record is from RefSeq and is a predicted model, not a curated record. The transcript has a single exon. Gene Ontology annotation, cellular component: NuA4 histone acetyltransferase complex. The coding region runs from base 1 to 1446 and encodes 481 amino acids. Gene Ontology annotation, molecular function: protein binding.
AUGUCUCAGGAGCCGGAGUCAUCAGCUCAUGUAACUGCUUUGCAGAAGAUAGUCACUCUGCAGCAUAUCCACUCUUUAUACCUUGCAGCCCAACAAUCCCAACCUCCUCGCAAAGAUAUCUCAUUCAAUAUUUUACAGCUUCAAGCGAUGAUAAACAAUAAUCCAUUGAUAAAUCCAGAUUUUGACAUUUUAAACAUUAAAGGGUCUUUGGAUGCAAUAAAACAGAAAAGACAGAAUGGAGAAACAUUCCAAGACAUCUUAACUCCUGGCCAGAUUGUGCGAGUGAUUUCAGAGAGUCUUUCCGUGGAUAGUAUCAGUGACCAAGUGAUAACUCAAGUUCCCAAGAGUACGAUAUUUCGUCUUUCAAAUAAGAUCGACAUUUCUUUGGUGAAAGACAGGUUGAUCAAGAUACUAAAUAGCUACAAAAAUACCACACUUGGAGAAAUCACGAGCUUGGAGCUGAAAUAUAAGAAUAAGAAAAAAGAGAUAGAGCAGAUUGAAAGCGGGAGCGUCGAGGAUUCAAAGCUCAUUGCUGAGUUUUCUCAAAAAUCCGAGAUAGAACAACCGAAUAAUGUCACUAAGGGUGCUGAAGAUGUGCAGGAAGCCACCCAACAGGAACUAGUCAAUAUGGUGAAGGAAAAACUCGAGUCAGACGAGGGUAAGGAAAUUACAAAGGUUCUUCAAGAUCUCUCGGAUAACCAGAAGAAAGACGGCCAGAUUGUUUUAGAUGAAGAACAGUUGGAGAAAACUUUGGAAAUGGCCAAAGGUGACGCACAAGAACCUGAAGAGAACGUGGACGAUAAUGACGCAGACAAAGAGAUCGAUGAAGGUGUCGAGCCCGAGGCAGAAUCAUCGGCUCAAUCUCAACCGGUCACUGCUUUGGAAAAAAGCAGAACAGAGCCAUCGGAAACGCAUUCCGAACCUCAAGAAGGCCCAGCGCCAAGCUCCGAGUUGAAUGUAGAAUCACAACCCCAAACGAAAUUGGAAUCCAAGUCGGCUUCUAAAGAAAUACCAUCGCCAACUCCAGAACCUGCUACCCCAUCCACGCCAGCAAGUGGAGAUGAAGAACGUGGGAGCAAGCGACGCGGAUCCGAAAGCGUCCCCCCUGGUUGUACUAAGCGCUUUAAUGCUCUUUCUGCACAACUUCUCACACAGAUAUCAUCCAACCGGUUUGCAUCCAUGUUCAUGCAACCAGUGAAUGAAAACGAAGAGCCCAAUUACUACAAGCUAAUACGGCAUCCUGUGGACAUUAAGAGUUUGGGUAAAGCUAUUAGGACGGGUGAAAUAAAAUCAUUCGACGAGUUGGAAUUUGAGCUUCAACUGAUGUUCAGCAACGCAAUUAUGUACAACGAUAUGCAUCAGACAGAAACUUACAAAUGGACGAUUGAAAUGAUGGAAGAAACGCAAAACUUGUUGAGCCUAUUCCGGGAAUCAUCCAGCAAUUAA